This is a messenger RNA of Eptesicus fuscus (big brown bat), 2188 nucleotides long. RefSeq names its product zinc finger protein 382 (gene ZNF382). Gene Ontology annotation, biological process: regulation of transcription by RNA polymerase II. Bases 115 to 1767 code for a protein of 550 amino acids. Lineage: Eukaryota; Metazoa; Chordata; Mammalia; Chiroptera; Vespertilionidae. The record is from RefSeq and is a predicted model, not a curated record. The transcript has 5 exons. Gene Ontology annotation, molecular function: DNA-binding transcription factor activity, RNA polymerase II-specific; RNA polymerase II cis-regulatory region sequence-specific DNA binding.
UCAAAGCCGUUCCUGGUCAUUCAGAAAAGGGAGCUGGAACUGGGCCCGUGGACUCUUCCCUUUCCAAAAGAAGAGCUCAGAAGAGAAGGUUCAUUUCUUGCAAAUCUCACAGCUAUGCCUCAGGGAUCAGUGUCAUUCAAGGAUGUGACUGUGGACUUCACCCAGGAGGAGUGGGAGCAACUGGACACUGAUCAGAAGGCCCUCUACAGGGAUGUCAUGUUGGAAAACUAUUACCACCUUAUCUCUGUGGGGUUUCACAUGACUAAACCUGAUAUGAUCUGCAAGUUGGAAGAAGGAAAAGAACUAUGGACAACAGAGAGAAUUUUUUCAAGUCAGAGUUAUUUAGAAGAAGAUGGGAAAGCUGAAGAUGUUUUAAUGAAGUUUAAACAAUACCAAGAUAGGCAUUUUAGAUCAGUUGUAUUCAGCAACCAUGAAAGACCAAUUAAGGAAAGAAAUAAUAUUUUGGGGAAGACACUUGCUGUAGGCAAGAACUAUAUUAUUUCAAAAACAACACUACAUGAAUAUAAACCUGAUGGAAAGGUUUUGAAAAAUAUUUCAGAAUCAGUCAUUAGAAAUAUAAGCCCUGUAAGAGAGAAGUUUGGUGAGAGUAAUGGAUGGGAGAAAUCACUUCUCAGUACAAAGCAUGAGAAAACUCAUACUGCAGAAAAUCUCUAUAAACGAACAGAAAGGAGUCUGAAUAAUAAACAAGAGCUUAUUAAACAUCAGAAGGUUCAAACUCCAGAGCAAUCAUUUGAACAUAAUGAAUGUGAAAAUUCCUUCCUUAUGAAAGAAAUGUUAUUUACAUAUACUGGAACUCAUAGAAAAGAAAGACUCUUUAAAUACAAUAAAGAUGGAAUGCCUUUCAUUGAAAAGUCAAAUCCCAGUGUCCAUCCACAAAAUCUUAUGGAGAAGAAGGCCCAUGCAUAUAGCAAAUAUGGGAAUUUCCUCUGCAGGAAGUCCAUUUUUAUUAUACAUCAGAGAUCUGAAACAGAAGAGAAACCCUUUCAUUGUUCUUAUUGUGGGAAUAGCUUUAGAAGGAAGUCAUAUCUCAUUGAGCAUCAGCGAAUUCACACAGGUGAGAAACCUUAUGUUUGCAGUCAAUGCGGAAAAGCCUUCCGUCAAAAGACAGCUCUCACUCUUCAUGAGAAAACACAUGUAGAGGGGAAACCCUACAUUUGUAUGGAUUGUGGGAAAUCCUUCCGCCAGAAGGCAACCCUCACCAGGCAUCACAAAAUACAUACAGGGGAGAAAGCCUAUGAUUGUACUCAGUGUGGAAGUGCUUUUAGAAAGAAGUCAUACCUCAUUGAUCAUCAGAGAACUCACACAGGAGAGAAACCAUAUCAAUGUAAUGAAUGUGGGAAGGCAUUUAUCCAGAAGACAACCCUCACUGUACACCAAAGAACUCACACAGGAGAGAAACCCUAUAUUUGUAAUGAAUGUGGAAAGUCCUUCUGCCAAAAGACAACCCUCACUCUCCAUCAAAGAAUUCAUACAGGGGAGAAACCCUAUAGUUGUAGUGAAUGUGGGAAGUCCUUUCGCCAGAAGGCAAUCCUCACUGUUCAUCAGAGAAUACAUACAGGAGAGAAAUCCAAUCAAUGUCCUCAGUGUGGGAAAGCCUUUAGUAGGAAAUCAAACCUCAUUCGCCAUCAGAAAACUCACAUAGGAGAGAAACUGUAUGAAUGUAAAGAAUGUGGUAAGUUCUUCAGUUGUAAGUCAAACCUCAUUGUCCAUCAGAAAACUCACAAGGUAGAAACCAUUGAAAUAUAGUAAAGGAUGUGACUCUUUUGUUAGUAAAAAACUUUUAAAGUCAUAGUAAACCCAGUAUAUGAUGUUGCUUGCAAGUGUAAUAAUAGUCAACAGUUUAAGGUACUAUAUCACAUAUUUACUUACUGCUUGCUAGCCUAUAAAACAUACACACAAAAUAAUUACUAGACAAUUAAAUGACAAAAGUCAUUGAAAAUACAAUCCCCAGUUUUCUAUUGUUAGAUUCAUCAGAUAUAAAAUUUCUCUGUCAAGUUGCUACACAUAUUUAAAGUUGCUUAUUUUUUAUUUUAAUACCUACCUUGUGAACCAGUAAUAUACAGUUCGUAUGUGAACCACACUAUGAACAAACAACUUUUAAAAAGAAAGGAGGUGUGAAUUGUAUUUCCCAUUGCAAAUAUUGAAUAAACAUUGUUACCUCCUCAGA